This is a messenger RNA of Hibiscus syriacus, 1426 nucleotides long. RefSeq names its product hydroxyproline O-arabinosyltransferase RDN2-like. The coding region runs from base 293 to 1381 and encodes 362 amino acids. NCBI's taxonomy places the organism in Eukaryota, Viridiplantae, Streptophyta, Magnoliopsida, Malvales, Malvaceae. The record is from RefSeq and is a predicted model, not a curated record. The transcript has 14 exons. Gene Ontology annotation, molecular function: glycosyltransferase activity.
CUCACAUACCAAACAUAAAUUCAACUUAAACCCCACCAUUGACAUUGACCAACCCCCUCCUUCAAUUAAAAGGAAAACUUUGGUUCCCCUGUUUCAGCUACAAGAUUUCAAUCAAUCUUUCUCACACCACCCUGCUUUUCAAGAUUUUGCUUUCUCCUGUAAGUCAACUAGAACAGCGGAACUCCAAUUGUGACUUACGGGUAUAGAGCUCAAAUUUAAGACAUUUGGAGGAUUGGAGAUUGGUGUCCUUGUUUAAGUUUGACUGCAACUGCCAAUGAUAUUGUGAGAGAACAUGGGAAGUCCUUCACUGCUCCUUAUUAUUACAUUAGUUCUCGGGUUCUCAUUUGCCACUUACAAUCUGGUAACAAUGGUAAUGCACAAUAGAUCAAUUUCCAAACUGAUGGUAGACGACUCCGACGGUGGAAUGUUUUUUGAUCCAGUCAUUGAGAUGCCCGAAAGUGUAAAAAAAACAAAGAAUGCCAAACUGCCUUUCCAUGUUGCCUUAACAGCUACUGAUGCUCCGUACAGCAAAUGGCAGUGUCGGAUCAUGUACUAUUGGUAUAAGAAGCAGAAGGACAUGCCUAGGUCGGAGAUGGGAGGGUUCACUCGAAUUUUACACUCUGGAAGUCCCGACAACUUGAUGGAUGAGAUUCCGACCGUUGUAGUUGAUCCUCUUCCAGCAGGACUCGAUCGGGGAUAUAUUGUCUUAAAUCGACCAUGGGCUUUUGUGCAGUGGCUUGAAAAGGCUACAAUUGAAGAAGACUAUAUAUUGAUGGCGGAGCCUGACCACAUUUUCGUCACUCCCCUACCUAAUCUGGCGCAAGGAGGAUACCCGGCUGCAUUCCCCUUUUUCUACAUAAAGCCGGUUGAGAAUGAAAAACUGUUAAGGAAGUUUUUCCCGGAUGAGAUGGGAUCGGUGACAAAUAUAGAUCCGAUUGGCAAUUCACCUGUCAUUAUCAAGAAGGACCUAUUGGAAAAGAUUGCUCCUACUUGGAUGAAUGUUUCUUUAAAAAUGAAGGAUGAUCCAGAGACUGAUAAAGCUUUCGGAUGGGUGCUAGAAAUGUAUGCGUAUGCUGUGGCGUCGGCGUUGCAUGGCGUGCAACACAUUCUCCGGAAAGACUUCAUGCUUCAGCCACCAUGGGAUCUGGAGAUAGGGAAAAGGUUCAUAAUUCAUUACACCUAUGGAUGUGACUUCAACAUGAAGGGCAAGUUAACAUAUGGUAAAAUCGGCGAGUGGCGAUUCGACAAGAGGUCAUUUCUACAAGGACCACCACCACGGAAUCUCCCCUUGCCUCCUCCAGGGGUCCCUGAAAGUGUGGUGACCCUUGUGAAGAUGGUAAAUCAAGCAACGGCCAACAUUCCGAACUGGGAUGCGGAAUAAACAUCCGGUAACAUGAAAAGUUGAUUUACAGUGAAAGACAAUUCU